This is a messenger RNA of Fonsecaea erecta, 1962 nucleotides long. RefSeq lists its product as hypothetical. Gene Ontology annotation, biological process: positive regulation of transcription by RNA polymerase II. The transcript is spliced from 5 exons. Gene Ontology annotation, cellular component: nucleus. Lineage: Eukaryota; Fungi; Ascomycota; Eurotiomycetes; Chaetothyriales; Herpotrichiellaceae. The record is from RefSeq and is a predicted model, not a curated record. Gene Ontology annotation, molecular function: DNA-binding transcription factor activity; transcription cis-regulatory region binding. The coding region runs from base 1 to 1962 and encodes 653 amino acids.
AUGCCCUACAUCGAGACUGAAGCAGCUACGAAGGCGACCCUCAUGUACCUUGCCGCAACUGCAAAAAGUCCAGUCUCCAAUGUUUGCGUCCAAGGAAAUCUUUCCGCUUCAAAAAGGCUCCUCGGCCUCAGCAUGAGUUCACCUUCGACUCAAACCAGACAUGACGCCUUAUCUUACAUUGAUGUUACGAAAGAGGUUGCUCUUGCUUCUGUCGGAUCUGCACAGCACCCGGACCACACCAACGAACGCCGGUCUAAAAGGCUACUGCCAGAUCACACACAUGAAAGUGCAGAGCGAGCGGCAGAAGCCUCGUCCCUUUCUGACCAAGCAGCACCUGAACAAUUACACGGAUCUCCGGUCUAUGAUUCUGACGAUGAAAUAAUGGAAAACCCACAACCCACCUACGAAGAGCAGUCUCGAGCCCAAAGGAUUGAACCAGACCUGUUCAGCCGGAUUGAGGCUUCAUCAAGUCCCAUCCAGACCCAACCUGUCGAGCAAGUCCAGUCAUCGACUGAGGUCCCAAGCCAUGAUCAGUCACGUCCAGCCGGUUCUCAAACUCAGGUCGGGAGUCAGACGGGACAUGGUCUCACCCCUAGCAAUCAAUCAGUAUCCGACCUACCACAUCCAUCUUAUGCCUUUCCGUCACCGUAUUAUGCUUCUCCCGAUGCGUUACACGGUCUCCCAGAGAAAGCAACACAUCAGGCAUACACAAGCCUCCAGGAGGCUUGUCUGAUCAAGCACUUCAUCAACAAGUUGGCGCAUGCCUUCGAGACAACCGAUCGAGACCGCCAUUUCUCUCUUGUGAUCCCCCAGCGUGCCAUGUUCUGUCCGGUGCUUUUAUAUGCCAUACUCACUGCGUCGGCACGCCACCUGACUCGAUUGCAUUCAACACAUAGUAAACGGCCGGUCGAAUUUGAAGGAACUCCUCUCGCCGACCUCAACGAAAAUUCGGCAGUAGAAUAUCACAACCUCUGCAUUUCCUACCUGAUGGAGGUAUUGAAUGAUCCGAAGAAGACGAUCAAUCAAGACGCUCUAAUUGCUGCAACCAUCCUCAGGUUCCACGAACAAAUUGACACCCCAUUGACCGGCUGGGACUCGGAGACCUAUCUAAGCGUCCUCCGGGGAGUGAUAGAGUCACAACAGAACGGAUCCUUCUAUUCCCUGCGCACGAUCCAUGGUCCUCCCCGAGACUGCGAUAUAUAUGCCUCAAACAAUGCGUCGCUGGCUCAUUCUGCUUGCUUGAUUGCUCUCCGACAGGAAAUCUGGUCGGUCUUACUCUACCGUAGACCUUUCCGUCUCCCACUCUGUCCAGACAACGACUAUUCAGAUCUGGAUCCAGCAGUGGAUGACUACACAUGGACGAACCGCAUCUUGGUCUGGUGUGCCGAUGUUUGCAAAUUCGCGUUCGGUGGGGUAGGCGGUACCAUCGAGCCGAGUAGCCGUGUUGAUCGGUGGAAGCGCCUCAAAGUCGUGCAGGACAAGUGGGAUUCGGUUCAGCCAGCCUGCUUCAAGCCCCUUUACUACCGAGACGCGGAUCCCUUGAGGGGUAAGUAUUUCCCAGAGGAAUGGCACAUGAAUGAUUGCCAGGUUCUCGCGCUCCAGCACUUCGAACUGGCGCGAAUAUUGCUUGCUGUAUACGACCCAAACCUCCAGAGAUUAGGGCUAGGCUCCAGUUCGUCCAUGACUUCCCUCGAAGCUCAACUAAGGCGCUCCACAAUGCGUCUCUGUGGACUGGCUCUUGCCAAUAUCAAUGACCAGCCCGGCAUGGUCACAGCAGCAGUGGGAGUAUCGAUGUGCGGCGAAUACAUCCGCGAUGCUGGAGAGCAGUCCGCCGUUGAAGGUUUUCUCUCUACGCUAGAGCGCGAGCACGCUUGGCCCACCCAAGCUGUCAGGCAUGCUCUGCGAGAUGCUUGGGAGGCAACACGAAAGCAGUCAGCAGCAUAUUCAAGCCCAGAAGAGUAG